Messenger RNA from Drosophila montana, 1197 nucleotides. RefSeq lists its product as uncharacterized. The record is from RefSeq and is a predicted model, not a curated record. The coding region runs from base 1 to 1197 and encodes 398 amino acids. The transcript has 5 exons. NCBI's taxonomy places the organism in Eukaryota, Metazoa, Arthropoda, Insecta, Diptera, Drosophilidae.
AUGAAUUAUAUUAUCUACGGUUUCGAACCUAUUUAUCGAUUGAAACUCUUGAUCGCCUUCGCCCUGGUGGCAGCCGUCAGCGCUGACGUGUCCCAUCUGUUCUCGAACAGCGACAACCUGCAAGAGGAUGGAUACCACUACCAGCAGCCAGCCAAGCAGUUCGUCAUCGAUGUGCCACAGACCUAUGAGCAGCCCGCUCCAGUUGUCUACCAGCAGCCAGCUCCAGCUCCAGUCUACCAGAAGCCCGCUCCCGUUGUCUACGAGAAGCCCGCUCCAGUUGUCUACGAGCAGCCAGCUCCAGUCUACCAGAAGCCCGCUCCUGUUGUCUACGAGCAGCCAGCUCCAGUCUACCAGAAGCCCGCUCCUGUUGUCUACGAGAAGCCAGCUCCAGUCUACCAGAAGCCCGCUCCUGUUGUCUACCAGAAGCCCGCUCCCGUUGUCUACGAGCAGCCUGCUCCUGCUGGCAUCCUGAAGGAAGAUGGAUAUCAUUAUGGCCAGCCUGCUGUCAAAUUCGAACCGACUCAGGAAUACCUGCCCCCAGUUGUCCAGAAGCCUGUCUACAAGCCAGCUCCAGCUCCAGCUCCCGUCUACAAGCCAGCUCCAGCUCCAGUUCCUGUCUACAAGCCAGCUCCAGCUCCAAUUGCGCCCGUGUACAAGCCCCAGCCCCCCGUCAACGAGUACCUGCCCCCAGUUGUCCAGAAGCCAGUCUACAAGCCAGCUCCAGCUCCAGCUCCUGUCUACAAGCCAGCUCCAGCUCCUGUCUACAAGCCAGCUCCAGCUCCUGUCUACAAGCCAGCUCCAGCUCCAGUUCCCGUCAACGAGUACCUGCCCCCAGUUGUCCAGAAGCCAGUCUACAAGCCAGCUCCAGCUCCAGCUCCUGUCUACAAGCCAGCUCCAGCUCCUGUCUACAAGCCAGCUCCAGCUCCUGUCUACAAGCCAGCUCCAGCUCCAGUUUACCUGCCCCCAGUUGUCCAGAAGCCUGUCUACCAGCCAGCUCCAGCUCCAGUCUACAAGCCAGCUCCAGCUCCAGCUCCAGUCUACAAGCCAGCUCCAGCUCCAGCUCCAGUCUACAAGCCAGCUCCAGCUCCUGUCUACCAGCCAGCUCCAGCUCCCGUCUACCGCCAGCCAGAGCCUGUUGCCCAAGGACCUAAGGGCUACAGCUACCCCAACGAUCCCCAGCCAUCUUUCGACUUUUAG